AUGCCCGGACUCACCACAGCUCAGGUCACCGCUCUUUCCUCGACCAACGUGGUGAUUCACCCUCUCGUCCUCCUCUCGGUCGUCGACCACGCCUCUCGAGUCCCUCUCUCACGCAAUAAACGUGUGCUAGGCAUACUUCUCGGACAGGACAAUGGCGGAAUAAUCAAUGUCGCGAAUUCGUUCGCUGUUCCAUUCGAGGAGGAUGACCGGGAUCCCAAGACGUUCUUCCUGGAUCUGGACUAUGUUGAGGAGAUGUGGAGGAUGUUCCGGAAAGUUAACGCUAAGGAACGGCCUGUAGGCUUCUAUCACUCUGGACCUCGGCUCCGGUCAUCCGACCUCGAAAUCAGCGAUCUAAUCCGCCGAUUCUGCGAUCGGCCAGUGAUGGUGAUCGUGGAUGUGCGGAGUACGGGUGGAAGGGGAGAGACGGGUAUACCAACAGACGCGUACUUUGCCGUCGAGGAGAUUAGAGACGACGGAACCGCCACACAGCGCACCUUCACCCAUGUGCCCACCACCAUCGAAGCCGAAGAAGCCGAGGAGAUCGGUGUCGAGCAUCUCCUGCGAGACGUCUCAUCCUCUUCUGGCGCACCCUCCUCUUCGCUCCUCACCACUCAAUCCCUCUCUACGCGAGUCACCACCCAGCUCUCGGCCCUCCGGGGUCUGCACGCCCGCCUUGCCGAUAUCGGCGAGUACCUCGACCGCGUCCGUGCUGGCAAGAUGCCUAUCAAUCAUCAGGUGAUCAGUCAGGUGCAGGAGGUGGUGGGGCUGUUGCCGCAAUUGGGCGGAGAUGCGGAGUUGGGCAAGGCGUUCAGAGUGGGUGUGAAUGAUAGCAGUAUGGUGGUCUAUCUGAGCGCGCUGGUGAGGACCGUGUUAGCCCUGCACGAAUUGAUCGACAACCGAAUCUCGAUGGCACAGCAGGAGCUGGACGAUGCCAAGACGCCAGAACAGAAAAAGGCCGAAGCUGCGGCGGAGGCGGCGGGAGUCAAGGCGGAGGAUGUAGAGAAGGCAAGGAAGGAGAAGAAGGACGAGGAUGAGAAGAAGGCAAAGAAGUAA
This is a messenger RNA of Dioszegia hungarica, 1053 nucleotides long. RefSeq names its product proteasome regulatory subunit 12. The record is from RefSeq and is a predicted model, not a curated record. NCBI's taxonomy places the organism in Eukaryota, Fungi, Basidiomycota, Tremellomycetes, Tremellales, Bulleribasidiaceae. The transcript is spliced from 7 exons. Gene Ontology annotation, biological process: proteasome-mediated ubiquitin-dependent protein catabolic process. Gene Ontology annotation, molecular function: protein binding; metallopeptidase activity. Gene Ontology annotation, cellular component: proteasome complex; proteasome regulatory particle. Bases 1 to 1053 code for a protein of 350 amino acids.